This is a messenger RNA of Conger conger (European conger), 6281 nucleotides long. Its product is annotated as protein EFR3 homolog B. Gene Ontology annotation, cellular component: plasma membrane. Bases 408 to 2834 code for a protein of 808 amino acids. The transcript has 24 exons. The record is from RefSeq and is a predicted model, not a curated record. Gene Ontology annotation, biological process: protein localization to plasma membrane. Lineage: Eukaryota; Metazoa; Chordata; Actinopteri; Anguilliformes; Congridae.
GCACGAUGGAAAAAAUGUGAGGGUCACUUAUCAAGUUUUACCAAGGUUCAUUUAUAACUCUUAAUUUGACCAAUUUUGAACUCUCAGCUUGAUAGCUACAACGGGAGGGGUGAACUGGGAAAUAGCUAGGAUAAGAGCAUCUUCGUAUGGGGUAUGAUUUAUUCUGUAUGCGGACGGGACGAGUAGUGUCACUGAGUGUCUGAAAGGAAGGCAGGCGGACUGGUCAGUCGCGUGGAUAACGUUACCUCCCAAGAGCAUCGCGUAAUGAAAGCCCUCAAACAUCCUGCGGUUUUCCUGAUGUGACUGACCCAUGGACAUCAGUUUUAGGUCCGCUUCUAUUAUAAAAGAGUGGAAAGCAUCUUGAACAUUGCUUUGGAAACAGCGACGUCUAACGACGAACAUUUGACAUGACAGGAGUUUGUGGAUGCUGUGGGGCGUUAAGACCCCGAUACAAGAGACUUGUGGACAACAUCUUUCCAGAGGAUCCAGAGGACGGGCUGGUGAAGGCCAACAUGGAGAAGCUGACCUUCUACGCCCUGUCUGCCCCAGAGAAGCUGGACAGGAUCGGGGCGUACCUCUCAGAGAGGCUGUCCCGGGAUGUGGCCCGCCACAGAUAUGGGUACGUGUGUAUUGCCAUGGAAGCCCUGGAUCAGCUACUAAUGGCCUGUCACUGCCAGAGCAUUAACCUGUUUGUGGAGAGCUUCCUGAAGAUGGUUCGCAAGCUUUUGGAGGCCGACAAGCCCGACCUGCAAAUCCUGGGCACCAACUCGUUUGUGAAGUUUGCCAACAUUGAGGAGGACACACCGUCCUACCACCGCAGCUAUGACUUCUUUGUCUCCCGCUUCAGUGAGAUGUGUCACUCAAGUUACGAAGACCCGGACAUUCGCACAAAGAUACGCAUGGCAGGGAUCAAGGGCCUGCAGGGCGUGGUGCGGAAGACGGUGAACGACGAGCUGCAGGCCAAUAUCUGGGACCCGCAGCACAUGGACAAGAUCGUGCCUUCCCUACUGUUCAACCUGCAGCAGGGCGAGGGCACGGAGAGUCGCUCCCCCUCUCCGCUGCAGGCCUCAGAGAAGGAGAAGGAGAAGGAGAGCCCAGCGGAGCUGACAGAGCGCUGCUUCAGAGAACUGCUGGGCCGUGCUGCCUACGGCAAUAUCAAAAAUGCCGUCAACCCCGUCCUCAUGCACCUCGACAACCACUCUCUGUGGGAGGGCAAAUCCUUUGCCGUUCGCUGCUUCAAGAUCAUCAUGUACUCCAUCCAGUCCCAGCACUCUCACCUGGUCAUCCAGCAGCUCUUGGGACACCUGGAUGCAAACAGCAAGAACUCGGCCACAGUGCGAGCUGGGAUAGUGGAGGUCCUGCUAGAGGCGGCCGCCAUAGCAUCCAGUGGCUCUGUGGGCCCCACAGUGCUAGAGGUGUUCAACACACUGCUCAGGCAGCUGCGUCUCAGCGUGGACUAUGAGCUGACUGGCUGCUACGACUCCUGUGGAAACAUCGGCUCCAAGGUCAUCAAGGAGCAUGAGGAGAGGCAGCUGCAGGAGGCCGUCAUCAAGACAAUAGGAUCGUUUGCCAACACGCUGCCCACCUACCAACGCUCCGAGGUGAUGCUCUUCAUCAUCGGCAAGAUCCCGGUGCCCGGCAUGCACCCCACACUGGCGUCGGCAAAGUCCGGGUUCGAGGGCAGUAGGAUGAUCCAGGUGAUGUUGUUGAAGUCACUGUUGCAGGUGACAACAGGAUUCCAGACCACCAACAUGCUGACGGCCUUGCCCAGCUCGUUCCUGGACCCUCUGCUGUCCCUCACGCUAAUGGAGGAUGCAGAGAUCCGUCUCCUGGUUCUGGAGAUCCUGGUCAGUCUGAUCGAUCGCCAUGACAACCAGCCCAAGUUCUCCUCAAUCAGCAUCAUCUCCGACAUCUCAGAGGAUAAUCUCUUCAUGAAGAAGCAUUCCCAGCAGCUGUACCGGCACAUCUACAUGGCCUGUAAGGAGGAGAACAGCGGUCAGCGACACUUUGAGACGCUCUACGCCCUCCUGGCCCUCAUCAGCAUGGAGCUGGCUAACGAGGAAGUGGUCGUGGACCUCAUACGCUUGGCGCUAGCCAUGCAGGACCUGGCUUUGUCCAAUGAGGAUAUGCUUCCAGUGUACAACCGCUGUGCUGUCCAUGCCCUUUCUGCUGCCUACUUGAACCUUAUCUGCCAGCUGACCACCGUGCCAAGCUUCUGUCAGCAUGUUCACGAGGUGAUUGAGACGCGACAGAAAGAAGUCCCUUUCUUGCUUCCGGAGAGUGUGUUCAUCGAAAACCCAAGUGUCCCUAAGAGCGUGGAUAAGCUGGAGGGCGAUGUGCUUUUCCUUCAGUCCAAGAUAACAGAGGUGCUGGGGGGCAGUGGCUACAACACGGACCGCUUGGCCACCCCUUACGUCCCACAGUUCACAGAUGAAGACCGGCUCUCAAAGCGGAAGAGCAUUGGGGAGACUAUCUCCCUGCAAGUGGAAGUAGAGUCUCGGAACAGUCCUGAAAAGGAGGAGAGAACUCCAGCUGAGGAAAUCACUUUUGAAACUCUGAAGAAUGCGAUUGUGGACAGCAUUGGUAUGGAAGAGCAGGAGAGAGAACGCAGGAGGCAGGUGGUGGAGAAGUUUCAGAAGGCCCCCUUUGAAGAAAUAGCUGCCCACUGUGGUGCCAGGGCUACUUCCUUGCAGAGCAAACUCAACCAGAUCUUUGAGAUAACAAUCAGGCCUCCACCCAGCCCCUCGGGCACCAUCACCGCAGGCUACGGGCAAAUGCAGAGCCGCUCGGUGCCCGUCUACGAAAUGAAGUUCCCCGACCUCUGCGUGUACUAGUGCGCAGGGUUAGCGGAGGGCCCAGCCAUUCUGGAGCGCAGGAGGCAGAGACAAUGGCAGAAAGCUGUGGAACAGCGCCCCCCUCCACCCCCCUUUCGCUCCUUCGCUCCUUCAGACAGGGUUGAACUGACGAUGGGUCUCCAUCCGCACUGUGAAAAAAACGAGCGGCUCGCCCCUUCCGACCCCUCCCGCCCCCCGAAGGUGAAGACCCGUCGCUGACCCUCCCCCUCUGCUCCCACUGCUGUCGUCGCCAAAAAUCUGCACGGGCACAGAGCCCUGCGUUUCACUGUGUCUGUCCUAGAAGGAGAAGAAGAGGGGGAGGGGGAGAGAGGGGAGAAUCUCAAACUUGUGGGAAGUAACGGCAUGCCUUCGAGACAAAUGCAUCCUGUUUUCAAGGGGAAAAGGCUGCUGGGAUUCUGGCAGGACCUCCCGCUCAUCUCCACCGUGUUGUCUGUCCGCACUGUCAUGUUCAGUGUGUAACUCGCUACAUCAUUCAGGCCAUAGUAAACAGGAAAGGCUGGAAGGAGAGCUGUCGGUUGUUGACCUGCUAAUACAACCCAGGGGGUGCACUGCAUUCACAGCCUUGAAGGGGUUUCUUGUGAGCAUUUCAUGUUCUAUACAAGUGCUUAUUGUUGUCAUGGUAUCCAGUAAUGCUGUUUUGAGGUGAAAUAACAACUAAAAUAGCCAUACACAAGUAUAAAGACGUUGAGUAUACGUAUACUCUACUUAUACUGCAUUUAGAUAUUGUAUGUUAAAAUGAUUAAUUUAACUUGUGUGUUGAUCCCUGUUCUCUGUAGAAAUCUGACACAAGGCAUCACAACUCCCUCUAAAAGAGGGAAAGAGGAAAAAAAAAAAACUCAUUACCCCGAUGAGCAUAAAUGUAUUAUAGAAAAAUAUAUUGUAAAUUUUAAUUAUUCAGUAUUGUAUUUUCUCUUACUGUUUUAGAUAUUUACGUGAAAGGAAUAUCAGUGUAACACAGGCUAUGUUAGACUUGUCUAUUUUAGAUUUAGUGAAGAAGCGGCUCUGCUAUUCAAAAGUAUGCAAACUCCAAAUCCUUUCGCGUAGUUUUAAAAAGCUAGUAUCUGUGGUGGAGAGCCAGUGCUUUAAAGCCCGUUAAUGUUUUGUGUUUUAUUAGGAAAAAUAACACUUAGAAUCUUAUUUUGCUGUUCGACAUCAGGUAGUGCAUUGGUGCUAGUUCAAAAAUAUUUUUUCAUAACAUCUAUGUUUGCUUUGCGUAGGUGUGCUGGACAUUUAAUUCACAGGUGGGGUUUAUUUUCACCAAAAAUGGGAGUGCCUUAUGUGGGACUCAUAAUUUGUUAUUUACACAUGAUUUAAGAACACAGUAUGGUCUCAUUAAGAAGCCAGAAGGGUUUUCUUUAGAUUAAAUAUUAAUAAUUAAUGCAUGUCUGUUGAAAAUAUGGUGUAGCCAUGUUUCUAAAUUUAUAUAAGACCAUAUUAAAUGACAAAGAUGGUCAGCUAUCUUUAGAUCAACCUACAGUAGUCAUUGUUUCCUGUUUUAGUAUGAGGUAUUUAAAAGUACUUGUGAAGUCAUACCUGGAUGUAGGUAUAUAUAUCUAUCAUUUAUAUAUAUUAGGCACAUAUAUAUUCUGGAUUGCACUGAUUAACAACAGGAGAAUCUGCUUGUUAAAUGUAAAACCCUACCCAGGAAAAGUGAGGAUACCUAUCCUGAAGUUGAAGUGUCCAGUAGAAGGGAUUUUGAAAUAAAAUGCAACUUUCUGAGUCCAUCGCACAUAAGAUAUAGGCGGCUGACGUACCGUAGGCCUAUAGCCAGUCAGCAGUUACAUUUCUGCUGGAAUUGUCACCGUUAAAGAUUGUAAUGUUAAAUAUUAUGUCCCGCGAUAAUGACAUCACAAGUCAUGCCUUUCUCUACAGUGCUUUACCCGUGAAAUCUGCAGUCCAAUUGAUAAGAAGUGAAAGCCUCUUUAGCCAACUUUGGUGCAGAUGGCUCCAGAAAUAUAUCCACUCCUACUACUAGCUCUGGUUAUGUUCCCAGUUUACUAAAAUAGCUUUUCAUUUCUAAUGGAAGCAUAACUCUUAUACUUGUUAAAUACUAAGGCAAUAAACCCAUUUGUAGGUUGUCUUGUCAUCUGUCUCUUGACCGCCUGUCUUCCCGUUAAAGCCUUUGGUCAUCGUGCUGUGCAUUUACACCAAAUGUGAGGUUCUAAAUUCGUUACAUCGUUUGAAGUGAUGAACAGAAAUCAAAACCCUGCUCAUUUAUUGCAGUGGUUGCUGUUUAUUGGUAGCAUACCAAAAAGGCUUCUGGAGACUAAAGUGACCAACUGUGGUUCUUAAGUGUGUAGCGUAGACCUGUAUGGUUGUACACGCAUGUGCUUUCAAGCGUACUGUCUGUAUCCAUUACAUUUGUUGGAUGUCCUGUUGCAUGGAGGUUUGUGACGACUUGGCCAGUGUUUGCAGUUGUGUUUUGUGAUGGUCACAUGGGCAGCCCUCUCCCCUAGAGACCAAACCAAACCCAGCUUACAUAACCUUGUCCAAUGCCCUCUCACGUUUUGGGUGAAUUUAAGAUAAAAAAAAUUCUUGGGGCAGAGCCUCCAUUGAAGUUCUGAAUAACGCCUAAGUUUUUACCUUACUUAUAAGUGUACAUUCAAACUCUUGAAUAAAUUGUGUUAGUUCUUCUGAGUUCUAGAAAUUAAGUUAAAUGGUUUGCCUAGUGGAAUGCAGCUAUCUUCUGGGCACAACUGCAUCAAAUUGUAGUCUAUGUACCAGCAUCUCAAAAAGAGUUUGUUUUUUAAAUGUGAAAAAUCAGGGCAAAAAAACUUCCAGAGAUGCAUGGAUUUCCCUGUCUUGAGAGCUCACUAGAAUCAGAUUUUCAUUGGAAUUUCACAAUUCACACACACAAUUGAUAACUUUAUUUCAUUUUUUUCUUUAUUGUUAGUUCCAAAUUCUUUGGAACUAUUUCAUCUCUGAAAAGUGUGUUCCUUUAGUAAUCAAAGGAUAAAUAGUCUUUCAGUGUCAAUAUGUGUAUACUCUAAAAAGAGCAGAACGAGUUUGAGAUUUGAAUGUUUGACUGAAAACUGAGAAAUUGAAUUUCUGCCUGUAAUUCAAGAUUUAACUGACUGUUUGAAUGAAUUUGUAUUCAUUAAUUUAAAUGUAUCUGUGGAAUAGCAUAAAAGUGAUAUAUUGAGCCGUAGAACAACAGGGACGCAUAAUUAAAAACGCAUCAAACCAUACAUUCAAGGUAAUAAAACUCACUCUCAGAUGUGCUGUAUUUUUCUGUUCAGUUUUGUUUAUCAUUGUAUACACGCUGUCUGUUUUCUUUGUUUAAAAGCAUGUGAUUAACCUUUUUCUGUCUUUCAUUGUAAACAAUUUAUCAUAACAUUAAUUUCAUAAUCUGCAUAAUCAUCUGUUAUGCACAAUCCUUUGUGCCCUUGUUGUUGGAAUUAACAAUUAAAUACACCAUUUUGCGUC